AUGAUCACACAAGCACGUGAACACACAUUGCCCAGAAACACCCGAUCUUUCUGCUUCUCUCUUCCGCCGAGUAGUCCUCUCAAAGACUUCGAGCUUCUCUCCCCUCUUCACUCGUUCCGUCGAGAAAUUCUCUCGUUCCCUCUUUUCCAAGCGCGAGGCAUGGCGUCGUGGUGGAACCAGCUGGCGAUUCUCGGCAUUUGCGCGCUGGUCGCGGUGCUCGUCGCGCCGGCGGCGGCGAAGCGGCCCAGCAAGGAGGAGGUGAUCGCCGAGGUGAAGAGCGCGCGCGAUGCACUCAAGAACCCCGCGAUUUCCAGCAAAUACCGGAUAACCACCACCUUCCUCGACCACUUCAUCCCGAAAUUGGAGAGCGACUGGAAUCCGACGGACGAGACGCUCGGCAAGCUGGACCGCAAGGCCAUGCUCUUCCCCGCGGACGACGCGCUGCUCACCUCCGACUCCGCCGGCGCGGGCGUGAGCAUGAUGCUGAACCCGAACGCGGACCUGGAGGACGCCAAGGGGUACUGGAACUGGCUACGCGCCAACAUGGUGGACGGGCUCUACUCGGAGCAGGAGAUGAGCGACGCGCGUGAGCUCAAGGACGUGAAUGGCCGCAAGAUGGGCAAGAGUGAGGACGCGGCGGCGAAUCUGAGGGGGGGGAGGAAGAUGCGGUUCGGGAAGGCCAACGCGCAGAUUAACGACCCUGAGAUUUUCAAAGGGAAGUUUCUGAUCGUUCAUGGUGUGGACGCUCUGCAGUCGCCGUACUGACCCGCCUGCCGGAAUCAAAGCGUUUGUGCGAAAAGGCUGAUCAGCUCCGUAGGCCCUACAACUAU
Messenger RNA from Closterium sp. NIES-67, 830 nucleotides. Lineage: Eukaryota; Viridiplantae; Streptophyta; Zygnematophyceae; Desmidiales; Closteriaceae. The record is from the annotation of a GenBank genome assembly.